This is a messenger RNA of Macadamia integrifolia, 1217 nucleotides long. RefSeq lists its product as uncharacterized. The transcript has a single exon. The record is from RefSeq and is a predicted model, not a curated record. Bases 95 to 1024 code for a protein of 309 amino acids. NCBI's taxonomy places the organism in Eukaryota, Viridiplantae, Streptophyta, Magnoliopsida, Proteales, Proteaceae.
UUGGAAAAGCAAGCACUACUUUACCAUUACCAUUAAACCCCAAUAGCAUUUCUAGAUUCAAUCCCAAAAAACAGAAGAACAAGAAGAAGAAGCCAUGGAUAAGGAGGUCUUCCUAGCUUCUAGUGAUUCAUCUCUAAUGUCGGAUGUAACUGGAGUCCUGAGAGCAGCCAUCAAGCUUCCUUCUAGAAAUAGGAAACUCACGGUAUUGGUCACAAUCCUCCUUCUUUUUCCCUUCUCCAUCCUUGUUACAUUUCAUGCUGUCUUAGCUGGGCCUCUGCUACAAAAGCUUGAGGACUUCAAUGACAGCCCUUCUACAGCCCAGAAAGAUGCCUGGAUCUUGGUGUGUCUUGAAUUUGUUUUCUCAGUAAUCUUCUGUGUCAUUUCUCUAUUUGGUAUGGCUGCAACAAUAAAUUCAUCUUCUGCAACUUACCAAGGUAACUUUAUAAGAUUUAGGGAGUUGUUAUUGAUGAUCCAAGCAACAUGGAAAAGGUUGAUCAUCACAGGGCUAUAUUUUUUGCUAAUCACCAUUGCUUAUGUGUUUCUCUGUCUGAUGAUGCUUGAGGCCUUCAUUUUAAUUACUUCUGUUGGUGCCACUGUUGCCUGGAUUAGCAUUGUGGGUAUUUCUGCUACAUUAUUAUAUCUUUACCCAGCCACUGUUUUUAUGUUGGGUCUUGUGAUCUCAAUUCUAGAGGACUGUUAUGGAAUGAAAGCACUUGGGAAAGCUAGGGAACUCAUCAAGGGUAGAAAGGUUCAAGGGUUUGUUCUGAUGUUGUUUCUAGAGCUACUGAGCACUCCAAUUUCCUUUCUGUUGAUUCUUCUCACAGUGGAUGAUGAUGAUGAUCUUGGAGCAAUGACUCAGAUUGCUUUUGGUUCUGUUUUCACUUUCCUCUUUUGUAUUGUAAGGCUUUUUGCCUUUGUUGUUUACACUCUCUUCUAUUAUGAAUGCAAGAAGGGUCAUGAAGAGAAUGUACCAAUUGAAUUGUGGAGCACUGGGUACAAUGUUAAUCCCAUCAGCUUUGAUUAAAUUGCUCUUCUUCAAUUCCCUACUUCUGCUUAGCACUUGUUGGGGAUUGGAAUUUGUAUAUAUCUUUCGUGUAUGUGUUUCCAUCGCAAGGCUUUUUUGCUUAUGUGGUAUAUACUGUAUUUUUGUAAUUAAGAAUGCAAGAAAAGCCAGGAAGUACAGAUUAAAUUAUGGCCAGGUCGGUGUAGUUUUCUAA